AUGGACACCACCACCUCCAUUAAGAUGACCACUCUGGCCAUCCAGAACCUGUUCAGCUACGUGGAGGAGGAGAACCUGCCGGCUCUCAAAGCUCAUCUGGACCGAUUCAAGGAUGUAGACGGCCGCAGCGACAACGGUCAGACUCCUCUGAUGCUGGCGGCUGAACAGGGAAGUCUGGAGAUCAUACAGGAACUCAUCAGGAGAGGAGCCGACGUCAACCUGGACGAUGUGGACUGCUGGUCUGCUCUGAUCUGUGCAGCUAAAGAAGGACAUGUGGACGUAGUGAAGGAGCUGCUGGAGAACAGCGCUUACAUCGAGCACAGAGACAUGGGCGGCUGGACGGCUCUGAUGUGGGCCGCUUAUAAAGGUCGUGUAGACGUCACUACUCUGCUGCUGGAACAUGGAGCUAACACUAACACUACAGGACAGCAGUACAGUGUGUAUCCCAUCAUCUGGGCAGCAGGACGAGGACACGCUGACAUCGUUAAGCUGUUGCUGGAGAACGGAGCCAAAGUCAACUGUUCUGAUAAGUAUGGGACGACUCCUCUGAUCUGGGCGGCCAGGAAAGGACACUUUGACUGUGUGAUGCAUCUGCUGGAGAACGGAGCCGACGUCGACCAGGAGGGGGCAAACUCUAUGACGGCUCUGAUCGUGGCGGUGAAGGGAGGAUACACAGAGGUGGUGAAGGAGCUGCUGAAGAGGAACCCCAACGUGAACAUGACGGAUAAAGACGGGAACACGGCUCUGAUGAUCGCUGCUAAGGAAGGAUACACCGAGAUAGUCCAGGACCUGCUGGACGCCGGGACAUACGUCAACAUCCCAGACAGGAGUGGAGACACUGUGCUGAUCGGGGCAGUGAGGGGGGGUCACGUGGAGAUCGUCAGAGCUCUGCUGCAUAAAUACGCCGACAUCGACAUCAGAGGACAGGAGAAUAAGACGGCUCUGUACUGGGCCGUGGAGAAAGGAAACGCCACCAUGGUGAGAGACAUCCUGCAGUGUAACCCUGAUACUGAGACCUGCACCAAGGAUGGAGAGACUCCUCUGAUCAAAGCCACUAAGAUGAGGAGCAUCGAGGUCGUUGAGCUGCUGCUGGAUAAAGGAGCCAAAGUGUCCGCUGUCGAUAAAAGAGGAGACACUCCGCUCCACAUCGCCAUCCGAGGCCGGAGCCGCCGCCUGGCCGAGCUCCUCCUCAGGAACCCUAAAGAUGGCCGCCUGCUGUACCGGCCCAACAAGGCUGGAGAGACUCCGUACAACAUCGACUGCAGCCACCAGAAGAGCAUCCUCACUCAGAUCUUUGGAGCACGCCACCUGUCCCCCACAGAGACAGACGGAGACAUGUUGGGGUAUGAUCUGUACAGCUCGGCUCUGGCAGACAUCCUCAGUGAACCCACGAUGCAGCCGCCCAUCUGUGUGGGUCUGUACGCUCAGUGGGGCAGCGGCAAGUCCUUCCUGCUCAAGAAACUAGAGGAUGAGAUGAAGACGUUUGCGGGGCAGCAGAUAGAGCCUUUGUUCCAGUUCUCGUGGCUCGUAGUGUUUCUGUCUCUGUUGCUCUGCGGCUCCGUCGCCGUCGUCCUCGGAUUCACCGUCGACCCCAAACUCUCCCUGGCUGUCAGCCUCAGCCUGCUGGCUCUGCUCUACUUGUUCUUUGUGUUGGUGUAUUUCGGCGGGCGGAGGGAGGGGGAGAGCUGGACGUGGGCGUGGCUGCUCAGCACGCGGCUGGCUCGUCACAUCGGUUACUUGGAGCUGCUGCUGAGGCUGAUGUUCGUCAACCCCCCCGAGCUGCCGGAGCAGAGCACCAGAGCACUUCCUGUCAGGUUCCUGUUCACAGACUAUAACCGUCUGUCGAGCGUCGGCGGCGAGACGUCGAUGGCCGAGAUGAUCGCCACGCUGUCAGACGCCUGCGAGAGAGAGUUCGGAUUCCUCGCUACACGACUCUUCAGAGUGUUCAAGACAGAGGAGACGCAAGGAAAGAGGAAGUGGAAGAAGACGUGCUGCGUCCCGUCCUUCGUCCUCUUCGUCUUCGUGCUGCUCUGCCUGCUGACCGGCCUCGGGCUCCUCGCCGUGUUCAAGGUGGACGGAGACAACCGCACGGUGAACGCCGUGCUCAUCGCCAUCGCCAGCGUGGUCGGCCUCGCUCUGCUGCUCAACUGCAGGACGUGGUGGCAGGUCAGCGACUCGGUGCUCAACUCUCAGAGGAAGAGGCUCCACAGCGCCGCCAACAGGAUGCACAAGCUCAAGAGUGAGGGCUUCAUGAAGGUGUUGAAGCAUGAGGUGGAGCUGAUGGCGAGGAUGGCGAAGACCAUCGAUGGUUUCACUGAGCACCAGACGAGGCUGGCGGUCGUCAUCGACGGUCUGGACUCCUGUGAACAGGACAAAGUUCUGCAGAUGCUGGACACGGUGCGCGUGCUGUUCUCUAAAGGUCCGUUCAUCUCCAUCUUCGCCAGCGAUCCUCACAUCAUCAUCAAAGCCAUCAACCAGAACCUGAACAGCGUGCUCAGAGACUCCAACAUCAACGGACACGACUACAUGAGGAACAUCGUGCACCUGCCCGUCUUCCUCAACAGCAGAGGUCUGUCCAGCGCCAGGAAGAUGUGCACCGCCGCGCCCGCCAACGGGGACGCCGCCAACACCGACGGUUGGCACGAGGAGUUGGACAGGAAACUGUCUCAGCACAGUUUAGGAGAACUCACAAAGUUUGGCAGCAAGACGACACUCAACCGCCGGGAUACAUACCGGAGGAGGCAGGUCCAGCGCUCCGUCACUCGUCAGAUGUCGUUCGACCUGACGAAGCUGAUGGUGACGGAGGAUUGGUUCAGUGACAUCAGCCCCCAGACCAUGAGGAGGCUGCUCAACAUCGUCUCCGUCACCGGUCGUUUGCUGAGAGCCAAUCAGAUCAGCUUUAACUGGGACCGUCUGGCGUCGUGGAUCAACCUGACGGAGCAGUGGCCUUACAGAACCUCCUGGAUCAUCCUCUACCUGGAGGAGACCGACGGAGUCCCAGACCAGGCUACACUCAAGACCAUCUACGAGAGAGUGUCGAAGAACAUCCCGACCACUAAAGACGUGGAGCCGCUGCUGGAGAUCGACGGAGACGUUCGCAGCUUCGAGGUCUUCCUGUCGUCCAGGACGCCCGUCCUCACCGCCAGAGACAUCCGCACCUUCCUGCCCUGCACCGUCAACCUGGACCCCAAACUCAGAGAGAUCAUAGCAGAUGUUCGUGCGGCCCGUGAGCAGUUGAACAUGGGGGCGGUGACGUACCCCCCCCUCCCCCUGCAGGAAGCUCAGCCUCGUCCCACCUCCGUCUACAGUCAGGUAUCAUCAGCUUGUUCUCCCUCCGCCUCCUUCAGCGCCGCCUUCACUCAGCCAGCAGGGGGCGCCGUCUCCCCCCAGCCUCACAGCAGCUACUACAGCGGCCUGGCCGGACCCCAGCACCCCUUCUACAACCGGCCAUAUUUCCCCCACCAACACCUUUACCAGCUGCCACGCCCCCUGGUGGCGCCCUACCCAUCAUACUUUGCUCCACCACGUCCGUUCUCUAAAAGCUGCUUCCCUCGAGACGCUGCAGCUGGUCUGCAGUGUAAGGGUUCGUCUUUGAGAAGGAAGCAGGGUUCGGCCUCGGUGGUGUCUGCCUCUCCCUCCGUCCUCCUCAGCUCCAUGGUAACGGAGAGCGUGUGUGAGCGCGUGCGGCAGAUCGACGGCAUCGACCAGAGCAUGCUGGGACAGUACACGGCCACCAUCAGGAAGGCCAACGUGAACGGACGAGUUCUGUCUCAGUGUAACAUCGACGAGCUGAAGAAAGAAAUGAACAUGAACUUUGGAGACUGGCAGCUCUUCAGAGCUACAGUGUUGGAUCUGCGUCACAUCGAGAGUCAGGUUCUGCACGAGGAAGCCGCCAGUGAGACAGGAAGUGUGGUUGGCGGUCACACGGAGGCGGGAAGACGAGCCGUAGCUCCGCCCCACGCCGGCGCCGCCAACACGGACGCGUCCCCGAUGUACAGCUUCAACCUGAGCUUCGAAGAGCUGAGCAACGUCGGGCUGGACGAGACGCAGCGGCACGGAAACAUGCCCUGGAUGGCCGGUCCGCAUCGCACCGCCAGCAUGACGAGCCUGAACUCUCAGGAGUCGUCCAACGACAUCGCGAGGCUGACGGACAAGCAGCAGGCCGAGUACCGCGACGCCUACCAGGAGUACAUCGCUCAGAUGGCUCAGCUGGAGAUGAGCGGCUGCGUGGGAGAGAAACCGGUCCAGCCUCAGCCGGGUCAGUUCAUGACGUCAUCGUCUGAAGACAAGAGCAAAGACGAGCAGGACGGACGCAAAUCCUUCACCAAGAGGAGCGGCGCCAAACCGCCGGCAGACAACAACGCCGACUUCGUCUCCAACGGCGACGGCCUGGACCCGAUCACAGAGGAGGACGAGAAGGGCGACCACGGAUCCUCCAAGUCCCUGCUGACCAGGAAGAGCUCGGCGGAGCGAGGCGGGUUGUUUCAGGGCGCCGCGGACCUGAAGCUGAAGGCCGGCGGCGGACUGAGGUACCAGAAACUGACCAGCGACGACGAGGAGUCGGAGGAGUCGGACAACGCUCCGCUGCUGAAAGACGGCAAGAAGAUAACGGACGUGAAACCAGGCGGCGGCUCGCUGGCGCUGAAGGGGAAGGACUACCUGUCGGACGCCAUGCUGGACAAGAAGGACUCGUCGGAUUCGGGCGUGCGGUCCAACGAGAGCUCGCCGAACCACUCGCUGCAGGACGAGGAGGCGGACCUGUCCCAGCUGGAGAGAGCCAACCUCAUCGAGCUGGACGAGGAGAGUCUGGCCAGGAAGCGCGGCCUUCCCAGCAGCCUCAGCGGCCUGCAGGACCCGGCGGUGGCCCGCAUGUCCAUCUGCUCGGAGGACCAGUGCAGCCUGCUGGCGAGCAGCCCCGAGGAGAGCUGGACCUCCUCCAAGUCCUUCAACCUCAACCGCACGCCCAGCAACGUCACACUCAACAACAACACCAACCGCCCGCCUGCAGAGGGCUCCACCUCCUCCUCCAACGCCACCUCCUCCUCCAGUGAUGUCAUCAUCCCCCCGAGCUCUGGCACAACCGGGACUACCGGGACCACCGGGACUACCGGGACCACCGGGACCAGGCCGGGGCCCAACAACGAGAACGUGCGCGUGGUUCAUCUGAAGAGAGGUCUGAAGCCCGGAGACCCGCCGGAGAUCUGCACCGUGUCAUCUGACACCGUGACCUUCGGAGAGGAGCGGGAGAGCAUCCUGUGACAUCACCAUGACGUGAC
Molecule: messenger RNA, 5276 nt
Organism: Scomber japonicus (chub mackerel)
Lineage: Eukaryota; Metazoa; Chordata; Actinopteri; Scombriformes; Scombridae
Gene: kidins220b
Product: kinase D-interacting substrate 220b
Exons: 29
Coding region: 1-5259 (1752 amino acids)
Molecular function (GO): protein binding
Source: RefSeq, a predicted model, not a curated record